CGGGAGGCAGUAUCAUUGUGCUGGCAGCGACACUCGGAGACUCCCAACAAAUUGUUUUAAAAAAUUGUCAGAAAACGAACCAUGGAGGAGCUGGACCUGAGUCUGAGUGAUGCUCUGACGGACAGCGUCCCCCAGGAGGGUCCAGAGGGCCUGGUGGAGAGAGACUUUGUGGCCCAGCUGGAGUCUGAGGCCUUCGAUGACCAGGUGGGCGAGACGGUGGGCAAGACAGGCUACAUCCCCCUGCUGGACAAUGAUGGGACCAGGGCAGGUUCUAAAGUGACACCGGGGGGACAGAUAUCAGCUUCGCGCCCAGAACCACAGGGGGAAGUGCGUCCCAACUCGGCAGAGCACCAGGUCUUUGCAGCAACAGAGUUCCUCUCAGGCUCCAUGGCGGGCGUCCCUGAUCAGUGGAGCUCCCAGCCCAACAACCCGCCCCAGAUGAUGGAUAGUGGACUGAUAGGAGAUUCCUCAGGUUUCUCCCAGCCUGCCAUGGGGGUGAAUAUGGACAUGGGGAUGGCUCUACUAUCGGCAGAGAGGCCUCCCAGCAUCGCUGAGCACCAGAAGCCCAAGGACAUGUCUGCAGGUGCCCUGGGCGAUGGCUGGACAGACAAGGCUUGCAUUCCCACCGACCUGCCGUUCACCCCAAGCUGCUCCACAAUGAUCAGUCACCAUGCAAGCCACCUGGCGGCCAGCCCCGAGGACCUUCCUGACUGUGGCCGGCCCCACCGAGAGGCCUUGGCCAUGGGGGAGGAGAUGGAGAGCAACGAGGGAAAUGACUGCAAACAACAACAACAGCAGAAGAAGAAGAAGAAGAGGAGGCCCCGAGACGAGGUGUACGACAGGGGCCAACCGGAGACUCAGGCUGAGAACACAAUCCCGUCAGAGGGCCACCACAGGGUCUCCCCCCGCAAGGACAGGGACAGGAUGGUGGGGGGCUGGGAGCAGGAAGAGCCAGGGAGAAGUGGAGGCAGGGGAAAGAGGGGCAAGAGCAGGAAGAAGCUUCCAGAAGAGUGGGGGUUUACAGCCGAGCCCUUCGUGCCCUCCUCUGCCACUCACCUCCCUGAGGGGGUGUUAGACCAACUAGCGCCCCCCAUCGCCCACCCCCAGCCCCUGGAGAACCCCUACUCUAGCAUGGGUAACAUGGGGCUGAUCCCUGCCAGUGAGGACCUCUUCCCUCCAUCUCUCACCCAGAAUCUGCUCCCUCUCAUGGCCCCCACCAGUCAGGGAGACUUCUCGCCCAGAGGCACCUUCCCCAUGGCCACGUGUCCUGGAGACACAUUCACCGCCAGCUACCAAUACCUGCUUAUGGAUACAGAGACUGCCAGCCUGGGUAAUGACAAAGAGGCUUUCUCCCCAACUUUUUCCCUAGAUUCCCCAGUUCAUGAGUCAGGGGUCAAAGUGAUGUUUGAUCAUGACACCUCAAUGCAGGAUGUCCAUAUUGAAGAUGCCAUGAGUUUUAGCCCCACCCACCAACAAGAUCGUGGCCUAUCACCAUUGGAGAAGCCUAGUGAGCUCACAGCGACCGCACCCCCUUUCUCCCCCUCCGACAGCUCCUGGCUCAUCAACGACUACCACUUCAACAACAACAACAACUGCUUUGAGUUCAGUGACAUCACUCCAGCGUGCUACCUACCUGUGGGCCUGGCAUUCGACACACCCAGCCCAGUCCCGCUCCGCUGCCCCAAAACCAUGCCUGAAUUCUACCCCAGGGGGGGCAAAAAGGCCAAAUCCCCAUCACAGAAGAUACCAAAGAAGUCCCGCUCCUCCUCCUCCUCUUCCACCAAAAGCCCCACCUCACCAGGUUCCGGUCUGAACCCCACCGCCCAGUCCUUCUUCCCCUGCUUCGCCAACCCCACAGAGCCCCUCACCGUGGUGGUGGCCCCAAUGUCAGAAGUAAAAUCCAAUAAGAUGGACAAACCAGAGAAAGAGGAGAAGAUGGACAACUUCGAGAAGUUGGACCAAUUUAAGAUGCUCGAUAAGCUAGACAAAGUGGAGAAGAAGGAUACGACUGCGAAGACUGAAGCGUCAGUGAAGGUGGAGUACGCAGACCCACUGGACAAAGAAGAGAAGAUAAAUAAAAUGGACAAGGCAGAGAAAACAGAAAAGCUGGAGCCAACAGAUAAGGCAGAAAACACAGAUGAGGAAGAAAAAUCUGAGAAGAUGGAUAAAAUGGACAAGGACAAGAAGACUGACAAGGUAGAGAAGAUGGACAAGGUGCAAAAGACCGACAAAGAAGAAAAAACUGAGAAGAUGGAUAAGGACGAGAAGACUGACAAGGUAGAGAAGAUGGAUAAGGUGGAAACACCUGAGAAGACAGAACAGAAAGAACAGAGUAUUGAAAAAGUGGAGAAGACCCCAGAAAAACAGGAGACAUCAGUGAAGUCGAACACAUUUGACAAGAUGGAAACACAGUCUGACAAGGAGAAGACAGCCCAUGCUGGAAAGGUAACAGUAACAGCUGAGAAAGAAACAGACAGAGAAGAGAAGCCCACAGACAAGGUGGAGGAGGAGGAGAAGACAGAGAAAACAGACAAGGUGGAGGAGGAGAAGAAGAAGACAGAACAAGGUGGAGGAGGAGGAGAAGAAGAAGACAGAGAAAACAGACAAGGUGGAGGAGGACAAGAAGAAGACAGAUAA
Messenger RNA from Salvelinus namaycush (lake trout), 2637 nucleotides. RefSeq lists its product as uncharacterized. Gene Ontology annotation, biological process: poly(A)+ mRNA export from nucleus. The record is from RefSeq and is a predicted model, not a curated record. Gene Ontology annotation, cellular component: nucleus. The transcript is spliced from 8 exons. Lineage: Eukaryota; Metazoa; Chordata; Actinopteri; Salmoniformes; Salmonidae. The coding region runs from base 82 to 2637 and encodes 851 amino acids.